Molecule: messenger RNA, 2304 nt
Organism: Eriocheir sinensis (Chinese mitten crab)
Lineage: Eukaryota; Metazoa; Arthropoda; Malacostraca; Decapoda; Varunidae
Exons: 4
Coding region: 144-1424 (426 amino acids)
Source: RefSeq, a predicted model, not a curated record
AAGAAUCAUCAGUCCCCAAGUGGAGAAGCUACUGAAAGGUCCUCUGUACGCCCUUGUCCUACCGAAGUUUUAGCACGAGGGAGAGAGAGGAGUGGAAGAAAGUAAGCAAGCAGAAAAUUAAACAAGUCAAUCAAGUAAGCAAGAUGCAGUUUGUCAGUGUUCUCCUCAUGGGGCUCCUCGCCGCCACCGCUGUCCUUGCUGGUCCAGGUUCAGCUCCAGCUCGCGCGGAGGGAGACGCUGAGGUGGUGGGGCGCGGGACUAAAAGUGAAGGAAGUGAAGGAAGUGAAGGUGGUAUCCGUACUGGAGACGGCGUGUAUGCUUACAUUCCUGGCCUUCGCGAUUUCGGCAGCCUGAGGAACUUCUUUAACAGAAUCUUCGGCCUGGGCAGACGUGACGAGACCCAGGGAACGAACGAAGGAGACAGCAGCGAGGGAGGAGCCAGCCACGGCGGGGAAAGUGACUCGUCCAACAGGGAGAGCGCACGAGGCCUCCUUGGCUUUGGCGAUCUGUUUGGCUUCAACUCCUUCAUCCCUGUGUUCCGAGCCAAGGAGUACAACGUGACCUACACCAACUCAUCCCUGGAAGUGGUCAAAUACGGCGGCGUGCCCAUGGUGGUGAACAGGACCAUUGAGGAGAGGAAGGCAGAGGACGGCUCGGUUUAUUUCAGCGUGGUCUCGACUCUGGUUGGGCCGUACAACUCCACGGAGGUCGACGAAACUGACGGAGGGUAUACUACUGAGGUCAGCCCCGCUACUGAGGACGACCUCGAGCUAGUGAAAGAGCAGCCUUCCACGAAACUGAAACACACCCUCACCAAACGCUGGAUCGUCUCAUGGCUGCGAAACAAGCUGGCGAAACGGGAAAACCGCGAAACGGAGACCUCGGAGAACGACCUGACUCCACACAACGACGGAAACACGAACACGCUGGAGAAGGAAAAGGAGGAGAAAGAGAGGGAGGAGGAGCGACCCACAGGUAACUCAAUCACCUACAUUGGCGACACUGAUGUAAACUUUAUCCCAUCCCCACUACGCGCCCUCAAUCCCGAUGCUGAAGUGUUCGAUCCUACGCUGUUCGAUCCUACGCUGAUGAGGGAAGCUGAUAACGAGUUCUUUGAGAGGCGAUUUGAGCAUUCUGAACCUCUUAGAAGCCAACCCAUGAGAUUUGAACCCCUUAACAGCCAACCUCUUCCUUCCCAGCCACUUAGAAUGCACCCACUUCGAUACCAUCCUAGUGGAAUCGAACACCUUUCUUCCCAACCUAGAAGAAUCCAACCCCUUUCUUCCCAGCCGCUCAGAACUCUCCCCCUUCAUUCCCACCCCAUAAGAUCGGAACCUAUUGUAAAUCAGCCCAUUAGGUCUCAACCCCUUAGAUAUCAACCUCUUGUGUAUAGGACUUUUAGGGAAGGAUAUAGAAGGGUAUAAUUUGUUUUUCUUUUCUUUUUUUCUUUUCUUCCUUUUCCUUCCUAGAAUAUCUUGAUCGUUCACUCCUGCGUCGGUUUGUGAAAAUUAAAGGAAAUGAGUGAAAAGAAAAAAAAUAUGAUUGUUUUCUGUCUGUUUCAUUAUUUUCUUUUUCUUCCGUUUCUUCCUUUUUUUUCUUUUUUUCUUUUGAUUUUACUUCGUCUUCCCCGUCGUUCGUUCGUUCGUUAGAGCAGCUUUUUAUUUAUCUAUUUUUAUAUAGUUUUUUUUAUAAAUUACUAUUAUUAUUAUUAUUACAUUUAUUACCUAUUGCCUUAAGUGUGUGUGUGUGUGUGUGUUUGCAAGUCAUAAAAAUCACUCGUACAUGAAAUAUUAUUUUUUUAGCUACAAACAACUCAUAAUAGACUCAUAAUAGACUUCUGCCAAAAGUGUCAACAAACAGUGUCAGCCAAAUCGGUGUUACAAAUGCCAAAUCAAUGCGAAAAAUAGCUAAAAUGUUUAAAAGUUCCUUCAAAUGUCUGUAAAAGUCUCACGAUUGUCUUAUAAUGCCAAAACUUCUGCUAAACCAAUGUCAAAAUGUCUCCUAAUGCCUCGAAUGUCUUGGCUUCAAAAAUUCUGCCUAACUCAAAAAAUGUCUGAUAAUGUCAAAUCUCAAGUGCCAAACUGGUGUCAAAUCUUUCACAGUGCCAAAAUAUAUGUGCCAAAGACUACUUUUACUCGUAUGUUUAAAAUUUUGUAUGUGGAUGUGAAUUUGUUAGUGCGUUAAAAUUUCUGUACGUGGGUUAAGAAUUUGUAUACGUGGAAUUUGACAAGUGUUACGAUUCCGUGUAAACCAUCAGCAUUAUUUUUAUACUUUUAUGAAUAAGUAAAUGUGUUUUGUAAGGAA